Messenger RNA from Candidula unifasciata, 1407 nucleotides. The record is from the annotation of a GenBank genome assembly. NCBI's taxonomy places the organism in Eukaryota, Metazoa, Mollusca, Gastropoda, Stylommatophora, Geomitridae.
AUGGCAGGGUCUGGGCAAGCCAGGGCGGUGAUUGAGUUGUUUUGUAAAAUUUUAGAGGAGAAUAUUUCAUGUGUUAUUCGUGCAGAGACUCUUAGACAAGCAAAGUUCAACAAGCAGUCAGCAACUGAACCAUUAUGGAAGCUGAUAUUCCAUGUUGUUUAUUUCUGCACAAGUCAUCUUCCGCAUAGUAAAUUCAAGCCAUUGAUGAUUCCAGCCUUGAAAGAGGAGGAGAUAGUCUUCGUGAAGACUCAGCUUCAGAAAUGGGGCUACAUAAUGCGGCCAUUUGCUAGAUUGCCGCACGACUUUUCCAGUGGUAGUCGGGAGCUUUUACUUGCCCUGGGUUGGGUGAUUCAUACGCAGCAAGUGUUUGAUAAAAUCAUAUCAUCUUGGUCUAGUCCCUUGCAGCAGGAUUUAAUGGAAUUUUUACACCAAAAAGGGCCGUCACUCAGCUCAGAGAGUCAGCCUUGUUCACACCUUGAGACAGUCGUCCAUACUCCCAAAGACAAAAUCCAAAGGCAGCUGCUGUUGUGUGGUAAACUAAGACUGUCCUUGAGAAGGUUAUACAUGACUCAUCAGGCUCUGGCAGGACUCAAACUUACCAUUUGUAAAAGCACAGAGGGCGUUAGUCUACUGGCUGAUGAUCACCACCUUUCACCUCUAGAGGUUUAUUUGUUGAGGUACCCAGACAGUAUGAAGAAGAUGCUUGAUGAGCUAGAGAAAGAUAAUGCACGAAUGAAGAAUUUACUUGACUGGACCGACAAGGAACAUAUAUUUUGGGAAUGGAUGACCAGUGUUUUAACUCUUCACAACCAAGAAAAGGCUUAUGCAGCUUCUGACACCCUGCCUGCAGUAGAGGAAGUUUACUUGCCUCUGCCGGGUGCCGUAGAAAAAGAGAUUGUUGCAGCUCGGACAAAACUUAGGGACUUUAUUCUCAAACAUGAAGCAGACAUUGAACAGAUGGAGCAGCUUCUGCUGAGAAAGAAAGUAUCAGAUGUUGAGGCUGUGGCUCUGAAACAUCAGGUAGACAAUGAAAUCUCACAGCUGACCCAAAGACUGCAUGAUUGCGGCCGAGGCUGGAACUGGGGAUCUGAGGGAGACUUGCCUCAGGGUUCUACCGAGUGUCUUACACUGCAAGAUUGCCCCAGCGAGACAUCUUUAUCUCUGCCAAAACAAUCAAAGCCAAAAUAUGUGGUUGCGUCUGCUCAGGCUAUGAAGACUGCAAGACAAGCCAGAAUACUGGAAGAUGUAAGAUCUGAGAUCUCCAGGCUAGAGGACAGUGUGCUUCAGCUGGAGACAGAGCUUAAACACAUGGAGAAGAACAACCUGAGGCAGCUUCAUGCUCUGAUAGAGAAGGACUCUGAGGUCAUCUGUGUGCAGCCGAGAUACUGUAAACAACUUGUUCUUUAA